AAGAUUUACUUCUACGUAUGCAUAUGUAUUAGAAUACAGUCGCAAUUACUUAAUUUGGCGAACGAGGAAUUUCCCAGAUAAAUAAAUGUGCCCAUGAAGCGUAGUCACAUAUGUAUGGGUUUAAUGGGUAUAUUAUAUGUAUAGGCGUACAUUUUGCUCUAUUAUUAAUAUUACCAAUGCAAAUUUGCUAGUCUUAAAGGUACCAAAAUGAGUACCUGCAUUUCAUUUGGUAAAUAUAUACUUAUCUAUGUACAUAAUAUGUAUUUGUAUAUCAAGUGAGAUACAGGUACGCAUAUUAAUGAAAUAAUUACUAUUUCAUCAAUAUGCGUACAGUAGGACGUCUGCAUCUCUACAUGAAUCCUGUUGAAUUAAGACCUGUUUCGAUCAUAUCUGGAUCUGGAAUUGACAACCCAAAACCUUCAACCAGAUUAUGGAAUAUUAAUUAGGUGACAUUUUACAUAUUGUCACCUAACAAUUUGUUGGGAUUUUCAAUACCUAAUCAACACGGUUUCGUCGCAAAAGCCUGAAUUGAAGAUGUGUUUCGAAACAAAAUUUCGGCGCCAUAUUUUGAGCGUUAGUGUAUAUUUAACUCUAAUUAUUUUGGUGAGAGGAAUUACGUUUGAACAAGAUAUUAAUUUAAGCAUGGACCAGAAGAAACUUUUGGAUAAGUUUAAACAACGAGUAAUUGAUCGGCUGCCUCAUGAGUAUAUGAAGAAGGAAAUUUAUCUUAUCAAAUGGCUCCGAUCUAGUGAUUUUCAACUGGAUACAGCAGAAGAUAGGUUAAUUCGGAAUUUGAGAUGGAGGCAAGAGCAAAGAAUGGAUACGAUUCACACCGAAGAUUUUUCGGAUAUGUGGAAGAAUGACUUCCGGUAUUACACCGAAGGUCGAGACAAGCUGGGACGACCAUUCGUUUUAGUAGAAAUCAAAGACAUGGAUCCCAGAAGAUUCAUCAUACAAGGAAAAGGUGAAAGAUUAGUCCGAUACUUGGACAAGGGGUUUGACGAGGUGUGUGGCUUGGUGCGAGAAUUGGGAGAAAAAUGGAAUAAUAUGACUCGCGUGAACGUUUUGGUCAAUGCCGAUGGGUUCAAUGUUGUCCAACAUGCCUGCAUUCCAUGCAUACCCAUCAUGCUGCGUCAUAUAUUUAGCUUUGUGGAGCAUUUUCCCGAGUGUGCAGAUAAAUUUAUAUUUGUCAAUUGUCCGAGAACAGUUGAACAAAUAUUGAGUAUUGGAAAAGCAGUAGUAACGGAGGAAAUGCAGAAUAGUAUUUUCAUUUACGGGAAGGAUAAGAAGAUUUGGAUGCAAGGUUUGAGCCAAGACUUUGAUAAAGAUCAACUCCCACCAUCGCUGGGAGGCAUAAAAAUUUAUAAAGGGAUGCAGCUUGAUGAUUGAGAAAAUUAUGUUUUAAUUUAAUUUAUAGUGAAUGGUAUGAAAUUGUAAUAAGAAUACGAUUUUGCACAAAGUAAA
Messenger RNA from Folsomia candida, 1464 nucleotides. RefSeq names its product protein real-time. Gene Ontology annotation, cellular component: cytoplasm. Bases 535 to 1389 code for a protein of 284 amino acids. The record is from RefSeq and is a predicted model, not a curated record. The transcript is spliced from 7 exons. Lineage: Eukaryota; Metazoa; Arthropoda; Collembola; Entomobryomorpha; Isotomidae.